Molecule: messenger RNA, 672 nt
Organism: Pseudoliparis swirei
Lineage: Eukaryota; Metazoa; Chordata; Actinopteri; Perciformes; Liparidae
Product: troponin I, fast skeletal muscle-like
Exons: 6
Coding region: 49-585 (178 amino acids)
Biological process (GO): muscle contraction
Cellular component (GO): troponin complex
Source: RefSeq, a predicted model, not a curated record
AAUGGGACUUUGUGUUGUUCUGCAGGCUUUGAAGCGAGAAACGCCAAGAUGUCGGAAAAAAAGAUGUCGUCGAGUCGCAAGCAUCACCUGAAGAGUCUGAUGCUGUCCAUCGCCAAAGUGUUGCUGGAGGAGGAGGAGAGGGAGCAGCAGGAGGAGCGCGAGCGCUACAUGGCAGAGAGCUGUCCCCCCGUGUCCAUGCCGAGGAGCAUGCAGGAGCUGCAGGAUCUUUGCCGGGAGAUCAACCACAAGAUCGAUUCGAUCGACGAGGAGCGGUACGACCUGGACAUGAAGGUCAAUAAAUCCAACAAAGAGAUUGACGACCUCAAAAUCAAAGUUCAGGACCUGAUGGGUAAGUUCAAGAAGCCGGUCCUGAGGAAGGUCCGCAUGUCGGCCGACGCCAUGCUGAAGGCCCUGUUGGGCUCCAAGCACACGGUCAACUUGGAGCUGAGGGCCAACCUGAAGCAGGUCAAGAAGGAGGUCAAGGAGGAGGACAAAGAACUGCGAGAUGUCGGAGACUGGCGUAAAAACAUUGAAGACAAAGCCGGCAUGGACGGGAGGAAGAAGAUGUUUGAGGCCGAGGCUUAAGUUACUUACAGCUUGUUUCAGAUGGCACAAAUACAUUAAAUAAGAAUAAUAAUAAUACAACUGUUAUAAUAAAACAAAUUGAAGGUU